Molecule: messenger RNA, 1338 nt
Organism: Peniophora sp. CBMAI 1063
Lineage: Eukaryota; Fungi; Basidiomycota; Agaricomycetes; Russulales; Peniophoraceae
Source: the annotation of a GenBank genome assembly
AUGGCUUCCUCUGAGUCCCCAGAUAUCUUUAUGGCGAGCUCUGAGACUCCUGCGCAGCUGUCGACUAAGCCGUCUCAGGCUGAUGCACCGGUCCCUCUGUCCUUCCCCGCAUUUCUGCGCAACGCGGGCCUCCAAUCCCGCUUCGCCCAGUUGAGCGAAGGCGGGAUCACAUACCGCACCAAGUCUGCGCCAUCCGUGACGAAGCGCAUUUCGCGUCGCGAUGAGAAUGAUGGAAAGCGCUGGGUCCGCCGCAAGGAGAACUCUCGCUUCGAGGGCAAUCCCCACGUCGUUGCGCCUACCAAACGCGACCUGACACUCGCUCAUCCGACUAAGUCAGAAACUUUCCCGAUUCCACUACCGCCUUUCCUUCCCCGAAGCGUCUCGCUGCCAGCGACCACUGCGCCUUCGCCCAACUACCAGAACUCUCACUCUGGCAACUUCUCUAUGUCUCUGCGCGGUGCGCGCAAGAACAUCCGUAGGGCGGGGCCUCGCACACAAGCGCUCGUCCGAGCAGUGGAGGAGACCCUGACGAACUGGGUUGCGGAAGGCGCUGCCGUCGUGAAACCCGACGCUCCUGCGCCAGAGAUGUCCUUCCCGGGCAUUCUGAUUGGUGACGUAGAGGGCGUGUACGAAGUUCAACGCACGCAUGACCGUCUCGUCUGGUGUAUCCAGGACGAUGCAUGGUCACGCUAUGUGGUGCACUGUUGCGCGCGCUAUCAUGAAGUCGUAAGCUUCAGCAAAGACACCCCAGAACACCGUCUCACUUACCUUCUACGCCCAAACAACACCCGUGUGCAACCCGCCCGUACUGCCGCCAAGAACCUGGACACACCGCCCGCAACAGACCCAGAGCUCUCGUCGACAUACGACUCCGACGUCAUCGACCUAUCCGACAUCGCCUCUGUUGAGCUCUCCGACAUCGCGUCCGCCGACGGCCUCUCAGACAUCGACGCCCCGCCCGAAUCUGCAGCUUCCCCUGCUCCCCUGAGCGCGAUCUCUUCCGACAACGAAGCGGACGUCGAAUCCGACCUGGGCUCGAUAGCCUCGCUAUACCAUGCUGCACGUCGCGCGGAGGCAUGGGAUACCUGGUCGCAGUCCGACGGAGAUGAGCUUCCCGAGGCUAUGCGUGGGCUGGCGAUCGAGGAUGAUACGCCCCGUGCUCGGCGUGUUGCUCCUCUUCGGGCUAGUACUUGGGAUCGUGCGCGCUCGGGAAGUUCACCGUCGCGUUCUCCGGCUCGUCGUGAGCGCCGUCCUGCUCGUCGUGGGAAGCGUCGCGGUGCAGCGAACGCUGAGGCCGAUCAAGCUGGGAAGAGCUUCUACGACUACAUCUUCAACUGA